GAGGACGAGGAGGAAAUAGAACUGUUGGAAGAGGAGGAAAUGGAACUGUUGGAUGUGGAGGAUAUAGAACUGAUGGGGGAGGAGGGAAAAGAACAUUUGGAUGAGGAGGAAGGAGAAGAGGAAGAGGAAGAGGGAGAGGAUGAGGAAGAGGAAGAUGAAGUGGAAGAGGAAGAGGAGGAUGAUGAUGAAGAUGAUGAAAAUCAUGAUGAUGAGGGUGAGGGAGAAAUGGAACCGGAGGGGGAAAUGGAACCGGAGAUGGAGGACGAACUGGAAUCGGAGGUGGAGGAGGAAGUUUACUACGUGCCCUACAGGUUGGUGUUAUAUGUAAAGAAAAUCAGAAUACCUUAUGGACCCUUUUGAUUCUGCCAGACGUUAUAUCGCCAGAUGUUAUAACACAGGUUCUUCAAGCAACCUAGAACCGGAAGUAGUUAUUCUUAUAGAUGAUAUAGAAGCUGGACAAAAUGAGGUGGACCAUCCAUCAACAUCAUCCCACAACAGUGGGCCUCCAUGAAGUAAGUCGACAAGUAAGGAUGAAAUGAGUCAGUCAUCCUUUCAAAAUGAAACAGAAGUAUUCGAAAUCUUAGUACAGAAUGUACUUCGUGUUGUUGUCUUAACCAAUGAAAUUGUCAUGAGUAAUGUUUUGCUUCUUUUAUUAUCUUAUAGCUAAUACCUUAUUUUGUGAGAUUAA
Messenger RNA from Nilaparvata lugens (brown planthopper), 688 nucleotides. Its product is annotated as acidic leucine-rich nuclear phosphoprotein 32 family member B-like. Bases 40 to 360 code for a protein of 106 amino acids. The transcript is spliced from 2 exons. The record is from RefSeq and is a predicted model, not a curated record. Lineage: Eukaryota; Metazoa; Arthropoda; Insecta; Hemiptera; Delphacidae.